GUGAACUUUAAGUGAUCGGUGAUAGUGAUAUGUUGAAGCUGUCAACUUUUUUGUUUUUUUUGAGUUGAAAGAAAUACUUUAAUAUAUCACAUAAACACAAUUAUUUGAAGACCUACUAUGGCUGUUAAUGAAAAGCAAGCACCUGUUUCCAUACCAACCUGCUUUUCGGAAAAACGAGUUUUGGUUGUAUGGAUUGCCUGCUUCGGGAUUUUGAUAGUGUUGUCAUUUUUUGUUUUUGUACCAGUCGCAGUGUCUAUGGUAGGCCUAAAUAUUUUUUGUUGAAAAUUAGUUACUAUUAGCUUACUUAGGGAUCCGAUAAGUUUAGGGUUCAUGAUUGUUAGGUUUAGGGAUAGAUUUAGGGUUCAGGGUAGGUUAGGGAUACAUUUAGGACAUAAGUUUGUGGGUCGUGGCAAACAAGAUGGCAGCUACGGUGCUAUCUCUCCAAAUUUACCUAAAUAUCUUCGUCUUCUUAUACUUAUAUUUGAGGGGUCCACGAUCAAUUUGUUGAUCCGGGUUUAAAUUCAGAGUUUGCCUUCUCUUAGAUGGGUUGCCGUCCAAGGCUAACAAGUCCCAUCCACCCGGGGUGCAUGGGAUGUUGGCUUUGGUGGGAUUGAACUCCAGACCAACAGCUUUUUGGUUUGAGACAGUUUAGACCGCUCAGCCACGCUGCAUCCCCAGCAUAUUAUAUUAAACGCAAGUAAAUAAAUUGAAAGUAUCAUAAAACUUAAUCAAAUAAAUGAUAAUAAUAUUCAAAUAAUCUCAAAUGAUCAAUCAAAGAUCAUCUCAUGAGUCAUGACCUGUAAAUUAUCUUAACUGUAAUCAUCAUUGUAAUUUUUUAAGGUAACUUUGGACUAUAUGUGCCAUGACGUUUCACACGGCCAUCAUCUAGGUUGCCAUUUUCCCUGAAAGGUCACACACGGGUCAUGGCAACCAAGGUGGUGGUCGUGUAAAUAAACAUAGCUGCUAAAAUGGGGUGGGGAAAGGAAGAGAAUGUGCUUGUUUAGUGAAAUACAAAUAUAGGAACAAAACAUCAAAAUUUAAUGAACAAAUUUCCACCGGUCUAACUCAUAACUUAAACCUAACCCUAAACCUAACACUCAACUCAAAGACGUGUGUGGCUACAAUUACACACUGUGGUAAGAAAACUUUAAAAAUGAAGAAAAACGAUACAAAAUAAUUGUAAAAUAAUGAAUACCCAAACUUACAGUUUCAUAGAAUACACUUUUACACACUUUAUUUCAGAUUACAGCAAAAAGCAAAUCCAAAAGUUGAAAAAAAAAUCAAUACAUACUCAUUUUCCAAAAUUCGGGAAAAUUUAAAUAUUACAAUUUACCAAGCAAUAAAAUUUUAAUUUAAAACAUUCCAAUUGUCUUAUUAAAGAAAAGUUAAACUCUAGUAACAACAACGUAAAGGGGAGUGAUACUUAAAAUAUCACGUAAGUGAUGUCAUGGUGUGAAUUGCCUGUAAAAGGCCUAUUAAUUUUGAUUAUUAUUAUAUGGUAGAGCCUAUAUAAUACAUAGUAUAGUUACUGUGUUUCUUCUGCCAGAAGAGCAGAGGCUUAGCACUUUCAUCAAAUUAAAUUAUCGUAUAGUGAUCUUCUAUUAUAUAGUACAUGUAUUAUUCACAAUAUAGCCAUAAUAGUGUCCGUAAAAUUGGGUUAUGUCACAGAAGGGGGUUGCGUUAAUGCAGUAUUUUGCAAUAUGCCAUGCAAAAAAUAGUGAUGGCAUUUUUAAAAAGUAGGAAUUUACUAUCUUAGAAUCUUAGACAAUGCAUAGGUGAUCUUGUUAUAAAAUACAGAUUUUUUAAAAUCUCGGGAGUGAGCUAGACUAUGUGUUGCUGAAGUAAGACUAGCUUUAGUGGUUUUGUGAUUGUGUUAUAUGAAAAAAUAUCUUUAAAAAAAUCUUUUGAUUAUACCUUGUACUUAAUUCAAGUUUGAACAAAAAUUUCAUGUCAGUAUGAUUAAUGAAAUUUAGGUAGCCAUGCCAUGACUCCAUUAUGUCAGAAUCUGCUCUAUAGUUGGGUUCCAUUCUCAGUAGUUAAUAUGCAAAGUGUUGUGAACUGGUUAUUUGAAUGCUUAUAAAUAUUAAAAUAAUUGCAUUUUAUUCAAUUGUCUUUCAAACAAUUUUUUUUUUCUAUAAUUAUUCAUAAUUGUGGAAUCUUGGGAUCUUUAUGUUUGUACUGACUCCAUGCACUUCGCAAAUAUUCACAGAUUAUAUGGUGCACUCAUUAAGGAACAGUUCUUUAUAAUAGCACAGCCUAAUUACUAGUUUUUAAGUUCAGCCAUGCCCAGUCCUCAUGACUCAUUUAUAACAAUUGUAAAUACAAUAUAUUUUUAAAGACAAGGAGAUUGGCUUAUUGUUAAUUAAAUUGCAUAUUUACAUUCUCAAAAGCUGAUUAUGCAACUCCUUAUAAAAAAUUAUUUUAAUAAUAUUUAGUUUCAAAGAACAAGAGUUUUAAAAGGAGAAAUUUGGCUUCAAUGUUUUUAAAUUAAUUAAAGGUACAUUUUCAUAAUCUGCAGGAAAAUGCUGGAAACAAUUGUUACCUUUACAGUGACUCAAAAGGCUUUGGAACCUUAUCUGUGUGCUCCUAUUGUGUUGCAUCUGCAAUCAUAUUUCUUUGCUUGUGUGGUCUUCGGCUGUUGAUUUUAGUCAUUAAAGUGACACGUUUCUCCAGCAAGCUGUCUGACAAAGUAUAUGAGUAAGUUAGACAUUUAAAGAUUAUAUCUUACAUGUGUAAACUUUUUUCAUAAUACCUAAAUUUCUUGUCACAGAGUGAAUCUAUUGAAAAAUAAAUUAAAAUUUAUUAUUUUCAUUUAUUUAAAUACAAAGAAAAAAUAGGGCUGAUUACAUGUCAAGGGUAACAAAACCUACAAUCUCAAUUAAAAAUUCAUGAUUUAAUAAAGCAUUAGUCAGUCCUAUUCUGUAAAUCUUAGAGGCUUUAAAAGAAAAAUGUCUACAUGGAAAACAGUGCAAAACUAUAUAUUAAAUACAGAAAAAUCUACAGAACCAUUGAACUUACUAUAAGACAAAAGUUUCCAGAUAAAUCAUCCUUUUCAUUUUGAGAAUUUUCUUCAACUCCCUUGAUACUCUUGGUACAAAUCUUCACAAUUUUUAUGUUUGUUAAGUUCUGCCAUUCACCUAUGAGAGUUAAUUAACAUUGUGCAUCAUAUUUUGUAAACACCAGUUUAUUUUGUUGGCUUACAAAAAUGCCAAUUAACUUGUCAUAUUUUUUAAUUUUGGAAAUAAUUGACUGUGACAACUAAAGGAUCAAUAGAGUCUUGUUUAAUUUUCUUUCUUAAUUUAAAAAAAGUACUCCGUGCCAUGGCCAUGAAUAUUUAAGGUAUAUCAAUUUUAUGAAAAGAUCAUGCUUUUUGCCUUUGUUUAAUUUACCUUAGUUGUUAGCACUUGUAAAUUAAAAUUUUCAGAUGGGUCAGUGUCUGGGGCGUGCACCUUAUCAUCUUCAUUCUAGAUUUGAUGAUGCUGAUUCUCAUAUUGGUGACUGCCUGUUUGAUCAGUGCUGGUUUGUCAAAAAUUUGUGAGCUUUAUGAUGGGAGAGAUAAGUGAGUUAACAUUUUAAUUUUUUAGUUUCAUAUCUCUGUUAGCAUUACAAAACUUGAUAGAAUAUAAUUCGUUACUGUUUUAGAAUUUUUCAUUAUUUGUUGAUACCACUUCUCUGCACGAAUACAUUUAUUAACCAAGUGUGAGCUACGGUUAAUUUUUUUAAAAUGGUCUUUUAGGUAUUAUUGCUUGUUAGUGUUAUAAAAAACAUAGAUCAAAUUUCUGUUUUCUGGAAAAUUUGAAACUAUUCCAUAAAAUUUUAAAAGAAACUCAUGCUGCCCUUAUAAACUAAUUUUGAAUGUAUACUGUAGUAAAUAAUUUGGAAACUAACUAAAUAUGUUAAAUUAGGCCUGUAUACAUGGUAUAUUUCAAUUAUGACUUAAAAAGAGUUACUUCACAGCUAUUAAAGGCGCUAGCUCACGGGUAAUAGUCUGUUCAACAAUUUUUAUUUCACAGCACAUAUAAUCUUAUUACUUCACUGUUUUAAGUUAUUUAACCAAUCAGAUGUCAUCCGGAAAUAAAGGAAAACUUGAUUGAUACUGUGUUAAACUCAUCAUCUAUUUCUUUAUUAUUGCAUUGUUAUUUUUUAAUUAAAAUUUAUAUUAAUUAUUACAAUUUUCAUUAAUGCUUAAAGGUGCUCAUCUUCAAAAGGGGUUGAGCUUCCGAAUGGAGAAAAUGGAUCAUUUUACAAAGCCCUCUCAUUCUCAGAGGUAUGAACUAAUCAUAAUAUAUAUUUGCAUAGUUGUUUCCCCAAGUACCUGUAAAGUUUGGACCCAUACUUUCCUCUAUGGUGGAUGGUUGACUUUAUGGGACUAUGUCUGCAUGUUACUGUUCAAAAAUUGUUAUCCUAGAAACAGAAUAUUGUUUUCAAAUUGUGUUAAUCUCCAUAUCUUUAAAGGAAUGAACAAAUGUGUCAGUUUCAUAAAAUAAAAAAAAGUUAGCUUAUUAAUGAUCAAAUAUUUCUUUGAAAAGAAUGGGUGGACAUAGUAAGAUCUGCUGGUUACUUAUAGCUUGCCUGUAGCCAUUGUGCGAGUCUUAAGGCAUUUCAAAUGAUAUAUAUGAAAGAAAUAUAUUUUAUUCUGCAUAUAUAUAAUAUAUUAUCACAGUAACCAUUUUGUUAAUUAUUAAUUUUCUUGAAACAAAUAUUUCAGGCUUCAGCUUGGUUCACAUUCUGCUUUUGGUUACUUGUUAUUGUAGCUGAGACUUAUAUAGGAUGGAAAAGUGGAUCAUUUUCAGAACUGGUCACCAAGGUCAGAAGUUUGAGUGCAAGGAAAAGUGACACUUCUGCAAGUCAGGAGCAAACAAACUCACAGCCUGAGCCACCACCCAUGGCUAAGUACUAGAUCAAUGAUUAGAACAAAAACUUUGACCAAAGGUUACCAACAGAGCUUGUAGAUAAAAAAGAUGUCAUCUUCAUCGUCACUAUAUAUUCAUAUAUUGCCAACCUACUAAAAUAAAUUAGUAGUCUUAUACACACUCACUCACUCACAC
Molecule: messenger RNA, 5048 nt
Organism: Lymnaea stagnalis (great pond snail)
Lineage: Eukaryota; Metazoa; Mollusca; Gastropoda; Lymnaeidae
Source: the annotation of a GenBank genome assembly